AUGGAUCAGUCAUUCCUCCUUAUGCUCUCAAACCUUCUUCACCUCCACAAUUCACUGGACCCCACCACCUCCCUCCUCUCCGACACCCUCUCCUCCACCACCACCGUCGCCGGAGCUUCCGUCGGAACCUCGUCCGCCUCCCCCACCUCCCUCCUGACCUCCUCUUCUGCCGCCCCUCUCCUCUUCUUCACCAUAGCCUCCGUCCUCUCCUACAUCGCCUCCUCCAAACCCUCCUCUUCCUCCUCUGCCGCCAACACCUCCACCCCUCCUCCUUCCUCUUCCUCCAAUGCCGUCGCCGCCUCAGAUUACUCCGUCUCCGCCUUCCGUGCUCUCUCCACCGAGCACAUCUGGUCCCUCGAAGCCCCUCUCCGCGACGCCCAGUGGCGAUCCCUCUACGGCCUGUCGUAUCCGGUCUUCACCACCGUCGUCGACAAGCUCAAACCCCUCAUCACCCCCUCAAAUUUGUCCCUUCCUUGCGACUACGCCGUAGCCAUGGUUCUCUCCCGCCUCGCCCACGGUUUCUCCGCCAAAACCCUCGCCACUCGAUACUCGCUUGAGCCCUACCUUAUCUCCAAGAUCACGAAUAUGGUCACCCGCCUCCUCGCAACGAGGCUCUACCCGGAAUUCAUCAAGAUUCCAGUCAGCCGUCGCCGGCUGAUCGAGACUACCCAAGCCUUUGAAGAGCUCACUUCCCUUCCCAACAUGUGCGGAGCCAUUGAUGGUAGCCCAAUUAAGCUCCACAAGCUUCAAAGGGACCAGAAGUUGGCCGGAAGUUACAAAUGCCGAUAUGGGUUCCCUUCUGUUCUCCUUCAGGUCGUCGCCGACCACAAGAAGAUCUUCUGGGAUGUAUGCGUAAAGGCACCUGGUGGCACCGAAGACGCCAACCAUUUCCGCGAUAGUCUUUUGUAUAAUCGGUUUACCUCCGGCGACAUCGUAUGGGAGAAAGUUUUCAAUGUCAGGGGUCACCAUGUCCGACCUUAUAUCGUUGGGGACUGGUGCUAUCCCAUGAUGUCUUUCUUGCUGACACCAUUUUCUCCCAAUGGGAUGGGCACGCCGGCACAGAACCUGUUCGAUGGAAUGCUGAUGAAGGGGAGGUCUGUGGUUGUUGAAGCUAUUGGACUGCUCAAGGGAAGGUGGAAGAUUCUUCAGGAUUUGAAUAUUGGUCUUAAUCAUGCUCCGCAAACUAUUGUUGCUUGCUGUGUGUUGCAUAAUUUGUGUCAAAUUGCGAGGGAGCCUGAGCCGGAGCUUUGGAAGGAGCCGGAUGAGAGUGGACCUCCACCAAGGUUGUUGGACAGCGAGAAGUCGUUUUAUUAUUUUGGAGAAAACUUGAGGCAGGCAUUGGCUGAGGAUUUGCACCAAAGACUUUCAUCAAGAUAGGAGAUGGUUCUUGAAAAUAAAAGGAAGUUUUUUUUUUUAACCCACUUUUUCCUUGUAAGGAUGUAAUUUCUUCUUCAUUUGGAUUGUUUUUCAUGUUUGUGUUAUUAGUAGGGAUUGAAUAGAUGUAAGGAGAAAAUGAAAUGACUGUCGCGUAGUCUAUGGGAUUGACUAACAUGGAUAUGGACUUUUGAGGCUGAGCUUUCAAUGGUAAAGGAGGAAAUGCAUAAUAUGUUGUAUUUUUCUCUUCUGUUUUCGUUAAUAAAUUUUGCAUAUUUCCACUUAA
Ziziphus jujuba (common jujube) is the source of this 1660-nucleotide messenger RNA. Its product is annotated as protein ALP1-like. NCBI's taxonomy places the organism in Eukaryota, Viridiplantae, Streptophyta, Magnoliopsida, Rosales, Rhamnaceae. The record is from RefSeq and is a predicted model, not a curated record. The transcript has a single exon. Bases 1 to 1377 code for a protein of 458 amino acids.